AUGUUUCUUGUUCCAUUGACAAUGAGAAGCAGCUUGAACUUAAUGUCAAGGUUCAGCCCAAAGAAGAGCAGAACUAUUGUGCUAGAUGAUGUACUAUACUUGCUGCUGUGGAAUGAGGAGUACUUGGAGCUGGUCUCCAUUCCUCUAUUGGGUCAAGGCGAAGAGCAAUGCUUUGUAAAAGCAAUCUUUGCGCUCGACGCAUCUAUUAUUGUGGUAGACAACACAAUUCACAUAUAUGCAAUUGCAAGAAAUAGCCUGUACUGCUUUAGAGAUAGGCUUAAUGUUUUCACUGAGAUACCUCAUUGCUUUGAAUCUCCAGAGAUCAGUGCAUGGGACAGAAAUCUAGUGGUAUUCGAUAGAAACAUGUUCUAUUCAUUCACCGGUGACGGGUUUAGAAACCUCCAUAUUUCUCCAUACUUCAAAAGUGUGAGCUAUUACACAUGUGGCAAGCUCUCUGAUGUAGAUGUAAUUGUCUAUCAAACAAGUAAAUAUACAUCGAUAUACGCAAUCGACGGUAAGCCCGUACUGGAGAAGCAUCCUUUUGUGGGGAGUAUAUUCGUUAGAAAUGGAAAACUGUUUGUCCAUGAGAACGGACGGUUUAUUCAUGAGGUUUCAAAUAGAAUGGAGAUACUCACAAGAAUAAAUACAAACAUCAAGAGGAAUGUGGUAUGGAAGGAGAUGCUUUAUUGCUCAGAAAUGCUUUGUAUCAGUGGGAUUGCACCAGGGCCAGGAAGUAAUGUUCUCUAUGUCGAUGGCCAUCUGUUUGAUACAAAAGACUUUGUUCAGUCGUUUCUGGUGUACAGAGGUUGUUUUAUUGGAAUUAGUGAUAGUUUUGUUUACUUCCUUCCAAGCGACAAGGAUUGGACAAUGAAGCUAUUGAGCAGUGAGGAAAGACUACUGAAUAAUGCACUCAACGGAAACUUCACGCCAUACACAUGCAGGAAUUUUGGAUUUAAUAGCAUCACAAGCAUUGAGAGGCAAAGAACGCCAGUAGGGCACUUUCUAGCAUUUCUGGUGUAUUGUGGAUUCAAAGUUGAAUGUUACAAGCUGAUAUGCAAUAAUCUUAACAAGUUACAAGGAAUUGAAGGCUCUAGCUCUAGAAAUCAUGAUGGAGAUGAUGCACAAAAAAUACUCAGAAUGCUGAAGAUUCUGAACGAGAUGGGCAAAUUUGGAUACAAGGCAUAUAAGGUAUUUGUGGGGACGCUUAUUGAUGCUGAAAGGAUAUACACAAAGGCCACAGAAGUAAUAGAUACUGAAGAUAUCAAUGAGGAUAUGCUGAUUAGGAUGCUAGAGAUAUCAUUUAGAAAUGUUGAUUUUCUUGAAAGCCCAAGGUACUUCCUGAUAAAAGGUAAAAAGCAAAUGGAGCAAGGAGUGGACUUUAUGAAUUGUUUUUAUAGAUGCGAUGGUAUGUUUGAUGAAGUAUUGGAUAUUUUAGAGCAAAGAAGACGGGUAGUGGAGAUAGUAUUGAUAUGGAAGAGGACCAGGAAUUGCCGUAAAGAGUCUCUCGAGCUGUUAUUGAAGUAUAAGCUUGCUUAUCUUGUGUCUUGCGAAUAUUCAGAUGAGAUGAUUAGUGGCGCUGAUGUUUUAGAAUGCCUGUGCGAAAUGUGGAGUAGAAGCAAUCGAAAGGUGGAGAAUGCAAGAUCGAUUGUAAGCUUUAUAGACGGCAGGUAUGAUCUUGUACACGGAUGUUUGCUUCCUCAUGGAUUAAGGAUUCUUGUAGGGCCAGUGAUAGUGGAGAUAUUUUUGAAGCAGCACUUGCAUUUUGAGCAGGCUGUUUUAUUUCUAUUGCAUAAUGGAAUGAAAACAGAGGCAUCAAUGCUGUACUAUUGUAAGUUUUGUAAGACAGGGGAAGCUGUAUUUGCCGACGCGUUUCUGAAGAAUAUUGAUGAAAAGGUUUUUACAUAUGAAGGCAAGUUUGUUGGGAAGGAGACAUUUGAUGAAGGAUGCGUGCACAAGCGCGAGAGCUAUAGAAACAAUAUAUUGGAAAAUCUUGAGAUUGCUAAGAAAAUGGACGAUGCAUGCCUAUGGACAGACUGUUUGAAGGCGGAGGAUGAGUAUCCAAAUGAGUACGAAGAAUACAUGAAGCUUCUCAAGCAAAAAGGAAUAAAACAGAGCAAUGGCUAG
Ordospora pajunii is the source of this 2124-nucleotide messenger RNA. RefSeq lists its product as uncharacterized. Lineage: Eukaryota; Fungi; Microsporidia; Ordosporidae. The transcript has a single exon. The coding region runs from base 1 to 2124 and encodes 707 amino acids. The record is from RefSeq and is a predicted model, not a curated record.